Messenger RNA from Brassica napus (rape), 1146 nucleotides. Its product is annotated as peroxisomal membrane protein 11E-like. Gene Ontology annotation, cellular component: peroxisomal membrane. The record is from RefSeq and is a predicted model, not a curated record. The coding region runs from base 144 to 854 and encodes 236 amino acids. Gene Ontology annotation, biological process: regulation of peroxisome size; peroxisome fission. Lineage: Eukaryota; Viridiplantae; Streptophyta; Magnoliopsida; Brassicales; Brassicaceae. The transcript has 7 exons.
GAUAGAAUCAAGUGCACGCAGGAAACGUUUAUACUGAAGCGAUCAUAAGAUUUUUGAUCGAGACGGUGCGUUCUCUUCGACACGCAUUUUAUGACACAACCACAAAGAAGAAGAGCUCAACGAUGUUCCAGAAAUAAGAGAAGAUGGGUAGAUUAUAUUUGAGGAGAGACGAGCUAGCUCUAAUAAUCCUAUACUUGAACAAAGCUGAGGCUAGAGACAAGAUAUGCAGAGCGAUUCAGUUCGGUUCCAAAUUCUUGAGCGGUGGGCAUCCUGGUACUGCUCAAACUGUAGACAAAAACACCAGUUUGGCUAGAAAAGUGUUCCGCCUUUUCAAGUUUCUCAAUGAUUUUCACCUUCUUAUUGGCCCUGUUCCUAAAGGGACUCCACUUCCUCUUGUCUUACUCGGAAAGUCCAAGAAUGCACUCUUGUGCACCUACUACUUUCUUGAUCAAUUCGUCUGGCUUGGUAGAUCCGGCAUAUAUAAGAACAAAUUACUAACUGAUUUGAUUCGAAGUUUCGCAAUUUUCUGCUGGCUUGGAUCAUCUCUUUGUAAUAUAGCAAUCCAGAUUGGUGAGCUUAUAAUGCACUCUUCAUCUAUGAAGAAGAUGGAAAAGGAACUCAAAGAUGAUGAAGAGCAGGAUAAGGAGAUGGAUCGUGCUGCUAAGCUUCAGAAAUCAAAAGACAGAAUUCUAGCUUUGAUUAAAUCAAGCAUGGACACUGUUGUAGCCAUUGGUCUGCUUCAUUUGGUUCCAUUUAUAGUUACUACUCGUGUCACUGGCGCUUUCGGGUUUGUCACCUCGCUUAUCUCUUGUUAUCAGUUGCUUCCGGGACGCCCCAAGUUAAAGACACCUUGAAGCAAGAAGAAGCUGGGCCUUCAUAAUAAUUGUGUUUCAUAUUCAUUAGUGAACCUGUUGUGUUCAAGUAGUCUCAUGAGUCUAUGUUGCUCCUAUGCAGUAAUAAUGAUAACUCUUAUAUGAUACUUAAUACUCUGAACAAGACUCUGUUUCUACAUAGCUAAAAGGAUUCUUCUAUGUUCAAGUUCAAUAACUUUAAUCUCUUACAACCACUGUAACUACAGACAAAACCAGAGACAACCCAACCAUGUGUACAAGUUCCAGAUCAAUAUGAAAAAAAAAAAGAUUAUUC